AUCAACUUGGGUUUGUGGAGCAGCAACAACAAGAAGACAUGGAAGAACUGGAGGAAGAUGAAGAAGAACUAGAAAGUGGUGGUGAUAAGAAGAAAACUAAAGGGAAUAGAAGUAGGAAUCUAGUAUUUGAAAGGAACAGGAGGAAGCGUUUGAAUCAACACCUGAUGACAUUGAGGUCUCUUGUCCCUAACAUAACAAGGAUGGAUAAACAAUCGAUUCUAGUAGAUGCACAAGCUUAUCUCCAGAACGUAUUGCAAGAGACAGAAAAAGAGUUGGAGAAAACCAGCUUAUCCUCAUCCUCCACUGCCUCUUCUUGGGAGGAGUCUUCUAUUACCCUUGAGGAUGAUGAAACUCCACCAAUGGAAGCAUUUACAAAGGGAUAUGAUCGUCACGCAUCUCUGCCGACUAUUUCCAAGAUUGAAGCAUAUGUAUUGGACAAGGAUCGAUUCUUAUUGAAGAUUUGUUGCAACAAGGCAAUGGGAGCUGUGGGUCUAGUACAAGGGGCAAUAGAAAUGCUGGGCUUGCAAAUUACAUGUUCUUCAAUUGAUGAACUUGAUCAUGCCAACAUGUGGAUUACUACUUUCCUUCAUGUAUGUAUGGUUAAGAAAAAGGAGGGUGUGACCCAAGAAAAGCUAUUGCACCAGGUGAGAAAAAAUGCUGGAAAGUUGGGUCUUGUGCUUCCUCAUGACGAUUCCUAGUACAUUUGAAGCAAAGUAUAAAUUUCAUAA
Molecule: messenger RNA, 728 nt
Organism: Telopea speciosissima
Lineage: Eukaryota; Viridiplantae; Streptophyta; Magnoliopsida; Proteales; Proteaceae
Product: transcription factor bHLH35-like
Exons: 4
Coding region: 39-698 (219 amino acids)
Biological process (GO): regulation of DNA-templated transcription
Cellular component (GO): nucleus
Molecular function (GO): DNA-binding transcription factor activity; protein dimerization activity; sequence-specific DNA binding
Source: RefSeq, a predicted model, not a curated record